Molecule: messenger RNA, 663 nt
Organism: Camelina sativa (false flax)
Lineage: Eukaryota; Viridiplantae; Streptophyta; Magnoliopsida; Brassicales; Brassicaceae
Source: RefSeq, a predicted model, not a curated record
ACACGAUAAACACGUAAAAGUAAAUUUUCUUUACAGCUUAAACCAUUUUAUUACCCACUAGUUUUAAUAAAACAAACAAAAAGAAGAAGAAAAAUAGUUUGUCGGAGACAAGAUGGCGAGAAUAUCGAUGGCUGUGGCUGUGGUGUUGUCGGUGAUGCUACUCGUCUCGAUAAACUCUGUGAAAACCUUGGCCGAGGAACAACCGACGGUUGGACAGAGAGUAGACUCUGCCGUGACGGGUGUCAACAAUGCAUUCAAUGAACACGGCGGUCCACAGGCCGUUGACUCCGUAUCCUCGACCAUCAAAUCUGUUUACGGAUGGUUCAGUGAUAAAGCCAAGGAAUGGGGAAUCCACUCCUAAAAGGAGGAAUAAGCAAAGUUUUAUCUUAAUUUGCGGUGCGCUUUAUAUACCAAAAAGAGUUGAAGAUCGGACCAUUGAAAAAAAAGAAAGAAAAAAGAAUCGACUUGUGUAACUAGUUUUAUUUAUUUCAUCUUCGAUAUGCAUAUAUGUAACCCUAUGUCUUCAAACAAAAUGCAUGAGCUCGAUUAUUAUAUAUCCCUCUAAUCAAACCGAACGUAUAAAUCAUUUUCUCAAGCAAUAGAUAUGAUCAUGCAUGCAUCAAUGUAAUUUCAUAAAGAUGGAUAUAUUAACAUACGUUUAUG